Molecule: messenger RNA, 2087 nt
Organism: Monopterus albus (swamp eel)
Lineage: Eukaryota; Metazoa; Chordata; Actinopteri; Synbranchiformes; Synbranchidae
Product: carboxypeptidase Q
Biological process (GO): peptide catabolic process; proteolysis
Molecular function (GO): metallodipeptidase activity
Source: RefSeq, a predicted model, not a curated record
AUGCCCAGUUUCAGACAUAGCAGCAGACUUGCAGGCUACACUGAUGCGGCAAAAUAGAUCUCUGACCUGGCUGUGUUUGGAGCUGCCCAGAACCACUCUUACAGAUGGCUGGACGACUUUAUAGACACCGUAGGGAAUUGUGUCAGUGGCUCACACAACCUGGAGAGGGCUAUCAAAUACAUGUACAAUGCUACGACACACGAUAGCUUGGAUGUACAUCUAGAUGAGAUUUAACCAGUCAAAAUCUCACACUGGGUGAAAGGGAAGGAGGGUGUAGAAAUGAUUGUGCCCAGAAUUAAAAGUCUGGCUAUACUAGGACUGGGUAGUGGUGUCAGGACACCACCUGAAGGUAAAGACCAUGCUGUAAAAUUAGGCCAGUCAUCUGAUUUCAGCUUUCCUUUUUCUCCUCACUCACUGGGAGCUGUGGCCAUUCGGUCUAUCACUCCUUUCUCUAUUAAUAGUCCCCCCACAGGUUGGCGGGACUACCAGGAUGGAGUGAAGCGCAUCCCCACAGCCUGUAUCACUGUGGAGGACGCUGAGCUGAUGCGGCGUAUGGCGCAGAGGGGGCAGAAGAUCGUAGUCAGACUCAUGAUGUCAGAAGACUCUUUCAACACAGUGGCUGAGAUAACGGGCUGGCAGCACCCUGAGCAGGACUUAUUCGUCUCAUUCUGUGUAUAUUUGAUCGGCAUUGCUAUUUAUUCGAAUCUUUAUCUGUUUCCAGGUCUGCCUCUGAGAAGAACUCUGCAAGUAGUUCUGUGGAUGGCUGAGGAGCACGGUGGAAUAGAGUAUUACAACCUGCACAGGGUGAAUGUGUCAAACGUUGGCCUGGUCAUGGACUCUGAUUUGGGGACAUUCAGCAUGAAAGGUGGGAUUGAAAAUACAGUGAUGGAAGAAGUGGUCAGACUAUUGGCUCCCAUUAAUGUGACAAAACUGGAGACACAUGGAGAAGGGAUAGACAUCUCUAUGCGGAUGCAGGAAGGAGUACCAGGUGCCAGACUCCAUGUGGCAGACAGUCCAUACCAAUGGUUCCAUCACAAUGAAGGUGAUGGCAUGGCUGUUCAGCAACCUUGUGACAUGGACCUUUGCUCGGCAUUGUGGGCCGUGGUUGCCUAUUUCAUGGCAGACCUGCAGGACAUGCUACCAAGGUAGUCAGGUAGUACGUGCUGAUGGUGAACGGGAACAUAGGAUAAUUACUGUGAACCACUGGUUGAUUCCAAAACACGCGGUCAAAUCCAGUCUUUAAAAAAUACUUUAUACUGUAAAGAGUUAAACUUUCUUUAUGUCACCUUCUGUUUACAAUUUGAAUGUGACUUGACUUUGGGUCAAAAGUGAAUCAUACUGUAGCUCAGGGCUGUGUCAUGAUUACUUUGAAUGCAAAGCAAGCUACAGUCCAGUUAGGGUGAAUGCUCUGAAUAAGGGGCAAAUGGAUUUUUUUAAGCUAAUUCUACUUACCACUAAAGAGUAGACCAAGAAAAUUAAAUUUGUAUAUACACUGACCGGCCACUUUAUUAGGUACACAUUAGCAAUAAAGUAUGAAUCAUUGUUGCACACAGUUGACCCCAUCUACUCUUAUGCUGUAAUGCAAUGAAUUUAGCUGAUUAUGUAGUUUCAGUGACAGAAGAAAGAAGAUAAUGAACUAAUGAGAUAAACACAGUGGUCAUUUUUAAAGAAGGAGAGGAGAGAGGAAUGGAGAAGCUGGAGGAGGCAUGAUGAGUCAAGAGAUGAUCAGAACACAAACAGAACAGAGAUCAUACAGAGUUCAAGAGGAAAUAAAGAGAAUUCUCUCUUUUUUGGACAUCAUGCCGAUACAACACAGCUGGGCUGUCUUUAUCCCACAGACUGAUAAGUCAGCACUCGCAUCGGAUGACGUCAGUGUUAGUCAGCCAGCCAGUGCAGAUAUAGUCAUUUUGGAAACAUAGAUGUGUGUGUGUGUGUUUGUCCGACUGUGUGAAACACAGCUGUGUAGUUUUAAUAAUUGCUUGGUAAGCUCUGUUUCAUGUUAGCAACAGUGAUUCACGCACCAUUUUGUUAGGAAAUAAAACAGUAUGUGGAUGUUUGACGCAUACUGGUGUCACAGGUCAAGCUGA